UUGUUGCAGCUGCACGCGCAUCAUCGAGAGAGUCCACCCGAACCGCUUCAGCUUCUCCUUUGGGAUUUCCCGCGGGGAGUGAUGAACUCCAUCGACCCUCAGUCCCAUCACCAGCACCAGCACCACACCUCCCCUACCGUCGGCUCUCUUCCACAUAAAGGCGCCCAGGAGUCCCCGGACAUGGCAGCUGCGGUCUACUGCGACAACUUCAGCAGCGUGUACCACCAGCAGAGCCUCCAGGGCGCUCAGCGACCCGCCGGCUACGGCCUCGGGGACUACGCCUCCUCCCCGAACCCGUACCUGUGGCUCAAUGGGCCGGGCGUGAACUCCUCCGCGUCCUACCUGCACGGCAACAACCCGACGCCGUUCAUCCCGCCCUCCUACGGCUCGCAGCGGCAGUUCCUCGCCAACUCACCUGGGUUCGGAGGGCCCGACCUGGGCUGGCUGUCCAUCGCCAGCCAGGAGGAGCUGCUGAAGCUGGUCCGGCCGCCAUACUCCUACUCCGCUCUCAUCGCUAUGGCUAUCCAGAACGCGCACGAAAAGAAGCUGACCCUGAGUCAGAUUUACCAGUACGUGGCUGACAAUUUCCCUUUUUAUAAGAAGAGCAAAGCCGGCUGGCAGAACUCCAUCCGGCACAAUCUGUCUCUGAACGACUGCUUCAAAAAAGUCCCGAGGGACGAGGAUGACCCAGGAAAAGGAAACUACUGGACGUUGGACCCCAACUGCGAAAAGAUGUUUGACAACGGAAACUUCCGGCGGAAAAGGAAACGACGGUCAGACCCGAGCCUUUCCGGGGGAGCUGCUGCGGCCGCAGCCACGAAGCUGGAGGACAGCCGGCCGACGGCGGCGGGCCCCAUGAAGGCCUCGGACAGCCCCCAGCUCCUGGGGCCUUCCUCCCCGGAAAUGGAAGCCAUGAACGAAAACCACAAGAGCUCGUCGUCGUCACCAGCAGGGCUGGCCGCCGCCGCUCCGUGUUUCAAUAACUUUUACAGCAACAUGUCGGCGCUCGGCUCGGGGGCCCCCGGCCGACAGGGGUCCCUCGGACUGGUGAACGAGCUGUCGAACAGGAACAUAACGGCUCUGAGCCCGUACCACCCCGGCGGCGGCAGUGGCGGCGGGCAGGAGGUGGGGGCGGGGCCUCCCGACCACGGCGAGGGCUUGCAUUUUAACCGGGGAGUGUACUACAACACGUUCGGCGGCGGGCAGAGCGGACAGUUCAACGCUCACUUCUACAACAGCUUCAGUGUGAACAGCUUGAUCUUUCCCAGGGACGGGACUGAGCUCUAGGGGGACAAGGCUUCACCUGCUGGAAGACUCUCAGAGAAUCCCACUCAGAAUACGCAUCAAUACUCGAUACGCUUCAUAUUUCCCACAGAGAAGUCACAGCAUAGACUGAGCUGGAGUGUCUGAUUAUCAUCAGAGAGCAGAAAAAAAUGCAAAAUAAAACAAAACAAAAAAAAAAUCUUCUUUCACUUACACCUGAGCACCUUUUUCAACUAAACUUCAAUAUUGUAACAUCAAAAAGUAAAAUAUUUUAUAAACUUAAAUUGAUUUUUUACAACCAGAUUUAAAGUUGAGCCCAAACCUUCACAGUUCUAUAGGUUUUUCACCAUAAAAGGGCUUGUUCAUCACUAACACCAAGCUGCCAAAGUUGCCUAUGUGACACCAACAAUACCUCAGAACGACAGUCAUUUAUUACAGUGGCCCUCCAAGGGUUUGUAUUAUUUUGUUAGACAAAUGCAGUUAUGCUAAUAUGUUCACUCAUUUGCUUGCCUUAUGAACCAGGACCAGCUGAGAUUUUGGGAAGUUGUGAUUUCAAAAUCGUUCCUACAAUUUAAGUCCUUUAAUGACAUGGCAGAAAAAGCGCUGACCAGAGUUCUCACGGUUUUCAUAGCUGCCCCUCCCCAACAUGCUGCUGCACACUGCUCGUGAGCAGGCUGAGAAAGGAAACGCUGUGCUUCUCCCAAGUUGUACAAAAAGAAAACUUCUUGUUGCUUGGAAAUAAAAUAAAAACUUGA
Poecilia latipinna (sailfin molly) is the source of this 2018-nucleotide messenger RNA. RefSeq names its product forkhead box I2 (gene foxi2). The record is from RefSeq and is a predicted model, not a curated record. Gene Ontology annotation, biological process: cell differentiation; anatomical structure morphogenesis; regulation of transcription by RNA polymerase II. The transcript has 2 exons. The coding region runs from base 82 to 1287 and encodes 401 amino acids. Gene Ontology annotation, molecular function: RNA polymerase II cis-regulatory region sequence-specific DNA binding; DNA-binding transcription factor activity, RNA polymerase II-specific. NCBI's taxonomy places the organism in Eukaryota, Metazoa, Chordata, Actinopteri, Cyprinodontiformes, Poeciliidae.